This is a messenger RNA of Osmerus eperlanus (European smelt), 1996 nucleotides long. RefSeq names its product Ras-related associated with diabetes (gene rrad). Gene Ontology annotation, biological process: negative regulation of high voltage-gated calcium channel activity. The record is from RefSeq and is a predicted model, not a curated record. NCBI's taxonomy places the organism in Eukaryota, Metazoa, Chordata, Actinopteri, Osmeriformes, Osmeridae. The coding region runs from base 179 to 1102 and encodes 307 amino acids. Gene Ontology annotation, cellular component: plasma membrane. Gene Ontology annotation, molecular function: GTPase activity; calcium channel regulator activity; GTP binding. The transcript is spliced from 5 exons.
ACUAACUCCAUGGGUAGAUAAAUACGGGGAUCCGCACCGUUCAUCGAGUCAAACCGAAACUUCUCUACAUUGAAAACUACAACGGGAACGAGAGGACCUAUUGCAACAGAUUUGGACCACCUUUGGAUUUUAUGCUUCGGAAGGGGAAUAUCUUCUAUUCACAGACAGUUAAGUCGUCAUGACUUUGAACAAAGGAGACAAGUUGCGCAACAUGGACAAGCGUAGAGGCAGCAUGCCGUUCCCUAUGCAUCUUCAGAACAUGCAUCGGAGGAGUAUGCCCGUUGAUGACCGCGAGAUGCGCGCUUCGAUGACCCCAGUGCAAACGGGUGAGCUGACCAACCUCAUGCGCUGCACAUCUUAUUCCCCCGGGGAGCCCCACCGGGACAGCUGCGUGUCCGACUCGUCCGACUCCGUCAUUUCGUCCGGCAGCGACUCCGAGGGUCAGGUGUACAAGGUGGUACUCUUGGGGGAGCACGGCGUUGGCAAGUCCAGUCUCGCCAGGAUCUUCGGCGGAGUGGAGGAUGGUCACGACUGCGACGAAACAGGGAACACGUAUGACAGGUCCAUCGAGGUGGAUGAGGAGGAGGCCUCCAUUCUUCUCUAUGACAUCUGGGAGCAGGAUAACAGCCAAUGGCUGAAAGAGCAGUGCAUGAAGUUGGGCGAUGCCUACAUCAUAGUGUACUCUGUGACAGACAAGGCCAGCUUUGAGAAGGCGUCUGAGCUCAGGAUCCAGCUUCGCAGAGCUCGUCAGUCUGAGAACAUUCCCAUCAUCCUAGUGGGCAACAAGAGUGACCUAGUGCGGUCCAGAGAGGUGUCUGUCGAUGAGGGCAGUGCCUGUGCCGUGGUGUUCGACUGUAAGUUCAUCGAGACGUCGGCCUCGCUGCAUCACAAUGUGCGGGACUUGUUUGAGGGCAUUGUGCGUCAGAUCAGGCUGAGGAAGGACAGCAAGGAGGAGAACGCUCGGCGGAUGGCCAGCUGCAAACGCAGGGAGAGCAUCGGCAAAAAGGCUAAACGCUUCCUCGGACGCAUGGUGGCCCGCAAAAACAAGAAGAUGGCCUUCAGACAGAAGUCCAAAUCCUGUCAUGACCUGUCAGUCCUCUGAGCAACCAAAAGCUGGGAAUGAUGUUGUUCUCUAAAGCCUGUGAAGACCAGACGCUGUGUGUGUUUCAACACUAACCCCAAGGACUGAGCAUAGAGCUGUACAGAAAUAUAUUUUAAUUUUGUAAAAAAAAUAAAGAAAAUUGAGGAGUGGAAUAUGAUCUGUAGAAAAGAAAGUCCACAUCAUUACAAGGAGUUGUUGACCUGCAUGACGCUUUUGUUUUGGAAGAUUCAGUUUUAUUAUUUUUACGCUGUUCAUCGCCUUAAAUGUAUAGAUAAUGUGUGUUCAUUUUUCAUUUUGCGUAUAUUCAACCCACUGAGGCUUGUUAUUCUAUAAACAGGAAUUGUGAAAGGGCGUUGGUAUAGGAAGCCUUUGCUUCUCAAGUGUUUCUGUUUUAGGGAAGAAUACUGCAUCUCUAUACGGUUCCUGACAGGAAAAUACUGUUUCUUUCAGCACUGACCAGAGGCUGUAUCAUAGUUCAUGCUGUAGACCUGUUCCGAGCUUGUAUCUCAACGAUUCAUACUGUAGGCCUGUUCCGAGCUUGUAUCUCAAUGGUUCAUACUCUGGGCCUGGUCUGAGCUCAUAUCUCUAUGGUUAAUACCGUAGGAACGGUCUAAUCUUGUAUGGUUCAUAUUGUAGAACUGGUCUAAGCUUGUAUCUUAUGGUUCAUACUGUACAACUGGUCUGAGCUUGUAUUUCUAUGGUUCAUGAGCCUGAUCUGUGGUUUUAUCUGAGGCUACAGGACGACCUAGUCACAGUCCAGAGCUACCUGGUUUCAGCAGCACCAGGAAUCUGGAGUCACACUUACUUGAAACAUGAGUACGCAGGUUCGUACUGGGGAUUUAGAGGGGUAGGUCAGGAUGGAUUGCGGGGGGACAUAAGACACAUAAAAAGUAU